Messenger RNA from Haliotis rufescens (red abalone), 497 nucleotides. RefSeq lists its product as uncharacterized. The record is from RefSeq and is a predicted model, not a curated record. Lineage: Eukaryota; Metazoa; Mollusca; Gastropoda; Lepetellida; Haliotidae. Bases 43 to 372 code for a protein of 109 amino acids. The transcript has 4 exons.
AGGUCACAGCAUUUCAGACAAUCCCUUGUGUCGACAGUGUUGAUGUCCGCCAUGUUGCUUUUGCUGCGUCUUUGUGUUCUACAGACAUCCAUACUGGUAAUAGCUGCAAUGGAGGGCGUUGCUCUCCAGCACGGGGCGUGUGUGUGUGCCACGGAGGGUCUCGUGGACGCGUAUUCAAAACCUGGUUUCGACAGCGAGAGCAUCACGUACAUCAGUUUUGGAGAAUGUCUACGGUCAAACGGCCAAAGCAUGGAGAUGAACGGAGACUCGUGGUACGGUGUGGCGGUCAAGAAUGAGGAGCUGACAUCUCCCCGGUUGCUAUGGGUUGCAGGCAGGUUCCUGAAGCAGGGCACCCCCUCACAAUGUGCUUAGAGGCACUUCCGGUGUCAUGGGCGGAACGUAGGUUCAGAGGGGAAUGGGCUCACCAUCAGUGGCACUUGGUACACAAUAUUCGCAUAUGUUCAUUUUAUUGGUUUCAUUAAAUAUCAUCAUGCAGC